Molecule: messenger RNA, 1200 nt
Organism: Sugiyamaella lignohabitans
Lineage: Eukaryota; Fungi; Ascomycota; Dipodascomycetes; Dipodascales; Trichomonascaceae
Gene: LAG1
Product: sphingosine N-acyltransferase LAG1
Exons: 1
Coding region: 1-1200 (399 amino acids)
Biological process (GO): ceramide biosynthetic process
Cellular component (GO): membrane
Molecular function (GO): sphingosine N-acyltransferase activity
Source: RefSeq, a predicted model, not a curated record
AUGAUUCAUGGCUCAUCAACCACAUCUCCAGAAUCCUUCACAGUAUCGAUUCCUGGCUCGUCGGCUUUAAGCUCGAGGUCCUCUAUUUCUCAUAGAGUCAAACCCGAGCAAAGCCAAUCAACCGGUAAGAAACUAUCGGACUCUCAAGCAUCUAAUCUGUCAUAUCGUGUUAGACGGUCACGUCAAACUUGGCAGGAAUAUUUGGCAGAAAGACAGACCAAGUUCUCAUUACGACUGAUUGCAGUUCUAGGACUGGCUCAUCAGAUUCCUGCACUUCAACCAUUUACCAACAAACUUAUACAUAUCCAAUACUACGACCCAGUUACUGAAAAGGCCAGGAUCGGAAUCAACGAUGUAUUCAUUGUGCUGACGUGGAUUGUGCUAUUAAUUUUUAUCCGGGCGACACUCAUGAACUAUGUAUUUAUCCCAUUUGCCCGCAAUGUGACGGGCAUGAAAUCCAAAAAGAAGCAGGUCCGUUUUGCUGAGCAAGGAUGGAGUAUGUUCUACUACUUCAUGGCUUGGGUGCUGGGAAUGUAUCUUCUCGCUGAGUCGGACUAUGCAUUUUCCAUCCAACAUGUCUGGAUUGGCUGGCCCCAUUAUCAGAUGAGUCGCACCAUGAAGUCAUACUAUUUGAUCCAGCUUGCCUGCUGGUUAUCACAGAUCUAUGUGUUGAACGUCGAGGAAAAGCGUAAGGACUAUGUCCAAAUGUUUGCUCACCACAUUGUUACAUGUCUGCUGGUCACUGGAUCCUAUUACUAUUACUAUACCCGUAUUGGCCAUGUGAUUCUGGUUCUCAUGGACGUAGUCGAUGUUUUACUGUCGACGGCCAAAAUGCUAAAAUACUCUGGUUUCAGCAAUAUCUGCGACGUCAUGUUUGGAAUUUUCCUGGUUGGCUGGAUUUCCCUGAGACAUGUGUUUUUCAAUUAUUGUACCUGGUCGGCCAUGACCGAUGCGUUCCAGCUCAUCGACAAGAAGUGUUACUACGACGAAAACGGCGAACUCGUGCGAUGUUUCACGUCGCAAGUCCACUGGACUCUGGUCAGCAUGCUGGUCGUUUUGCAGGUCAUCACCCUGAUAUGGCUGUGGUACAUUUUGCGCGUGGUUGUCAAGAUCCUCAAGGGCGGGUCUGCCGAAGACAACCGCAGUGACGAUGAAGACGACGAAGAUGACGACGAGUCCGACUCCGACAAAAGCUCCUAG